This is a messenger RNA of Vitrella brassicaformis, 1758 nucleotides long. The record is from the annotation of a GenBank genome assembly. NCBI's taxonomy places the organism in Eukaryota, Vitrellaceae.
GAAUUUGACACAAGCACUACUGUACAUUUGCCAAUUUGACAUAGAUGUCGGUCCACAACGCACGUACCAAUGGAGAUCAAAAGGGUCCGGCAAGCAGUCUGUAGCCGAACAGCUGCUAUGUACACGCCAGCAACACACGCCUAUUCACACACACGCCACACACACAGACAGACACAGACACACGCACACACACAGACAGACACAGACACACGCACACACACACCAACACCCAUCGCUCCUCCCUCCCUCCCUCCCUCCAUCCAUCCCUCCCUCCCUCCCUCCAUCCAUCCAUUCUAUCUGGCCAGCCAGACAGGCGACUAGAGAUUUUUCUUGUCGCCCCCGCUGGCAUUGCUAAUGGAGUUCUCGCUGCUGCCGCCCGACGGGGCAACCACGGUGCUCGCAGACACACUACUGACCAGGGCCCCUCCUCCCUCCGUCAUGAGCUGCCUGAGGGCGGACUGCCGUCUCAGGGCGAUGAGUGAGGGAGGGGUGAAGGCCCGGAUGGCAAACAGCCCCAGCAACGCCGAAGAGAUGUGCCAUAUCCUGACAGACAGGAUGACAGACAGGAUGACAUGCUGAGGCUAGUGCGUGUCUGUGUUGGGUGUUGGGUGUUGUGUGUACCCGUGGUAGACUCUGCCCCAGUCGGUGAAUGCGUCGAGGCCCUUGACGAAGAAGUACACCGACGCCAGGAAACUCAACACAAACGGAUCUUUGAGAGACAGACAAAGACAAAUAGGAAGGUGAAACCGGCGCCUUCUCGCCUCUUACAGAAGUUCGGCCAGUCGACUUGUGGAGGCUUCCUGCGGUCACACACACUCAUGGACACAUCGUUUGUCAGCGAUCGACCCAUACAUGCAUCGCUGCGCACCUCCUGCCGAAGACGAUCCAGAGCAGGCUGAGCACCGCACUCACACCGAUGGGAACCAGCGUGUACCUGGGCCAACGACAAACGAGUGGGUGGGCACCUGUUCGAGAUCUGCAAUGCGGCUGUGGUGCGUACGUGAGGUUCCACGUGUCGAUGCACUGCGCCACGAUGGCGAAGCACAGGCCGCUGAGCUUCAGCCCGUCCAGCGUCAGGGGAUUCUCCACCUGCACACAGACAAACCGACGCCAUCAAAUGAGGCACGUAGCUAUGUGGACCCCCCUCCCUCUCUCUCACCUGUGCCAGGAGGAUGAACAGGUUGACGAACGAGCUGAUGGCAAACACAUUGUCUGCCAUGUGCCACUGACACAUACAUCCAUCCAUCCAUCCAUCCGUUCGUUCUGUGCUCACCCGCCCCUCGUUGCCUCCGAGGUAAGGGCACUCGAGCUCGUCAUCUAUGGUCUGCAGCACGUGGUACAGGGCCGACGUCACCGUCACACCAAUGCCUAUCACCGCAUCGAAGUGAAGACCCAGCCGAUACGACUGGUAGGCCGGCAGCAGGAAACACACGUUCGUGCAGCCCGUCAUGCACAGCUACACCGCAGAGAACAGCACACACACACACACACACACAGAUCACCCACCCUCUCUUGUAUGCGCUGGGUGGCGCACCUGUACAAUGAAUUCGGUGCCCUUGACCUUCCUCCAUGGCUCCACGUACUCGCCGUCAACGAAGAUGUAGUGCCGGUGAGGGGGAGAGGUGCUGCCCGUGAGGAAAUAGGCCGUCAGAGAGGCGACUCGCUGCAGGAACACGUUGGUCAUGUUGUUGAUAUUCAUCAUCAUGGACGAUAAGGGCUCUGACGGUCAGCGACGGGCAGAUCUGACCUACCUCUCCG